Messenger RNA from Manis pentadactyla (Chinese pangolin), 1645 nucleotides. It is a transcript of the gene R3HCC1, whose product is annotated as R3H domain and coiled-coil containing 1. Lineage: Eukaryota; Metazoa; Chordata; Mammalia; Pholidota; Manidae. Gene Ontology annotation, molecular function: nucleic acid binding. Bases 31 to 1467 code for a protein of 478 amino acids. The transcript has 8 exons. The record is from RefSeq and is a predicted model, not a curated record.
ACACUUAACCUUAAACACGAAGAGAACACUAUGGCAACAGGAGACUCAGAUGGGACUGUGUGCAGCCCCGUGUCUCCUGCGUUCAGUCCUUUCAGAAUCUUCCAAUCAUACCUCCUGUUUGGGGCUCUCCCACCUGUCACCCUGGCCCUUCUCUGCUUGGACGGCGUCUUCCUCUCCUCAGCCGAGAAUGACUUCGUUCUCCGGGUCCAGGAGGAGCUGGACCGCUUCCUGCUGCAGAAGCAGCCAUCAAAGGUACUUCUUUUCCCCCCACUUUCCAGUCGCCUUCGGUACCUGAUCCAUAGGACGGCCGAGAAUUUUGAUCUUCUGAGCAGCUUCUCUGUUGGGGAGGGCUGGAGGAGGAGGACCGUCAUCUGCCACCUGGACAUCAGGUCACCCAGUACAGACGGACUCUCGGCCACCUGCCGCCCUCCCGCCUCCCACUCUAGCAAGUACCGAGGUCCUCGGCCCACCUCAAACCAGGGAGCAGCUGCUGGCGUCCCAGGGGCGCGGGCCGGCCGGUGGCAUCGUGGACGCAAACCGGACCAGGUGUUGUAUGUUCCCCGGGUGCUGCGCAGGCAAGAAGAACGGGCGCCACCCCCUGCCCCAGGGCUCCAGGGAGACGCUCCAGCUGAUAAGGUCCUGGAAGAAACUGGAGAUGUUGGUGCCGGGGACCCCGACUCUGAUCAGGAACUCCCUGUGUUAGUGACUCAGGCAACGGAGGACCUAAUGGGCCCGGGCCAAGGUUGUGAAAAUGAGCAGCUGCCGGACCCAGUUGACCCUGAGCCCCCAAGGCCUGAGAGCCACUCAGGGACAGGAGACAGGCUGGAGAAGGCCGCACAGCCUGGGGCCGGUCUGCAGCCGGGCCUGGAAGGAGGGGAUGGGAGUGCGCUGGAGCAGAGCCUGGCAGCCGAGGAGGAGGAGGAGGGAGAGGUGGAAGAGGAGGGGCCUGGCAGCUGCUCCGAGGACGAGUACAGCGAGCUGCUGCAGGAGAUCACAGACAACCUGACUGAGAAGGAGAUUCAGGUAGAGAAGGUCCACGUGGACACAGCCUCCUUCACCGACUUGCUGCCUGGAGAGAAGGAUUUUGCCCACGUGGUGGAGAUCUAUGACUUUGAGUCAGCACUCAAGACUGAGGACCUGCUGGCAGCAUUUUCCGAGUUCCAAGAGAAGGGGUUCAAGAUUCAGUGGGUGGAUGACACACACGCACUUGGCGUCUUUCCCUGCCUGGCCUCAGCUGCUGAAGCCCUGGCCAAGGAUUUCUCAGUGCUCAAGAUCCGUCCUCUCACGCAGGGAACCAAGCAGUCAAAGCUCAAAGCCUUGCAGAGGCCAAAGCUCCUGCGUCUGGUGAAGGAGAGACCGCAGACAAACACAGCAGUGGCCCGGAGGCUGGUGGCCCAGGCCCUGGGGCUCCAGCACAGAAAGAAAGAGCGGCCUACCUCGGAGGCGCCUACCUCCCUGAGGCCCUGAGAGGCCCAGCAAGCCUGGAUUGGCAGCCCCAGAGCUCAGCUGCUGUCCCAACAGCCCAGGCUUUCACGGACACCAGGACAGCCCUGCGCUAGCAUUGGAGGGUCACCAUGGGGCGUGGUGGGCUAUAGAUUGGUCUGGUUUCACCUGCUAAGAAAAAAUAAAAACUUAGAAGUUGUUA